Molecule: messenger RNA, 707 nt
Organism: Paramecium sonneborni
Lineage: Eukaryota; Ciliophora; Oligohymenophorea; Peniculida; Parameciidae
Source: the annotation of a GenBank genome assembly
UUAUUAUAUACACUUCUCUCAAUAAUUAUGACAACUUAAAAUUAAUGAUCUGAAUCAAACCUAGAGACAAUAUUUCAAAAAGUAAUGGUAGAAGAGUUUAAGUUUAAUUACUUAAUGCCAUUAUAAAAUGCCUCUAUUCCUCAUUUUUAUUAAAAUUUAUGAUGUGAAUGUAAAAGCACAAACAGAAUCUGGUAAAACAUUAACAUUUUUGGUUCCUUUAUUCAAUCAAUUUUAAAAAUAGAAAUAUUAAGAUCAUCAGUUGUUUGGUUUGAUAUUAUCACCUACUAGAGAAUUGCCAUAAUAAAUUUAUGAUUUAGUAAAAGAAGUUUAAUGUUGUAAAUUAAGCAAAGAUUGCAUUUGUAAUAGAUGGAACUUCAAAUGAACCUGAUGUUAAAUAUUUAAAUAAUAAAGGAUAUAAUAUAUUUAUAGCUACACAUUGCAAAUUAUAAUAAUUAUUGAAUAUAAGUGAAUUAUAAAUAAAUGUUAAAACUUUACAAUAUUUAAUCUUUGAUGAAGCGGAUAGACUAAUUAGUAAUCAAUACUAAUAUGAUGUUAGAUUUAUUUUAUCUAAAUUUCUUAAAUAGACAAGAACUGGUUUAUUUUCAGCUACUUAAUCAUCUGCGUAAAUUUAUGAUUUAAUGAAAUUAUGUUUUAGAAAUCCAGUAUAUGUUAAAUUUAAUGCUAAUAAGACUAUGUAGAUUAGUUGA